AUGGCCGGUGGCGGAAUCACAGCUCUUCUCAUCGUCCUCGUAACGCUUUUCGUGCCGCCCAUUGGUGUAAUAUUCACAGCCGGCUGUGGUAUGGACCUCGUGGUCAACAUCUUCCUUACGAUACUUGGUUUCAUUCCUGGCUUGAUCCAUGGACUCUACGUUCUCUAUAUCUACUACGAUCGACGUGAACAGGCUGCUACAGGUCGCAUCUCGUCAAGUCGCGCGCCAGGUAUCUACAGCGACAAGGUGCAGAGUGGAGCUGGUGCCGGCUACGGCACCACACGUUAUUAG
Messenger RNA from Verticillium nonalfalfae, 291 nucleotides. RefSeq lists its product as uncharacterized. The transcript has 2 exons. Lineage: Eukaryota; Fungi; Ascomycota; Sordariomycetes; Glomerellales; Plectosphaerellaceae. Gene Ontology annotation, cellular component: membrane. The coding region runs from base 1 to 291 and encodes 96 amino acids. The record is from RefSeq and is a predicted model, not a curated record.